Thrips palmi is the source of this 1012-nucleotide messenger RNA. RefSeq names its product chymotrypsin BI-like. The transcript is spliced from 7 exons. Bases 43 to 933 code for a protein of 296 amino acids. Gene Ontology annotation, biological process: proteolysis. Gene Ontology annotation, molecular function: serine-type endopeptidase activity. Lineage: Eukaryota; Metazoa; Arthropoda; Insecta; Thysanoptera; Thripidae. The record is from RefSeq and is a predicted model, not a curated record.
CCGGGCGCGGAGGGCGGCCAGUGACGCCGCAGCGCCGCCAACAUGAAGUCCCUGUCCGUGCUGUGCGCGGCCGUCGCCGUCCUGGCCUGCGCCUUCGCCGAGGCGCAGCAGGCGGUCGAGACGCCCGUGUUCUUCAGGGACGUCCCCGGCCCCCCCAAGGCCUUGGAGGAGGUCGAGGAGGCGGAGCAGGCCGCCGCCGAGGACGGACGCCUCCGCAUCUUCGGCGGCGACGUGGCCAAGCGCGGCCAGUUCCCCUACCAGGCCGCCAUCUUCAUCGACCUCAGCGUCUUCUGCGGCGGCUCCCUCAUCAACGAGAAGUGGGUCCUCACCGCGGCCCACUGCGUCGCCGAUGGCACUAUUUGGUACGUGCUGCUGGGCGGCACGGAGAGCCUCACGCCGGUGCAGGAGGGCCGCGUGACCCACGUGACCCGCGGCGGCUACCACCACCCCGAGUACAACGCCCGCAAAAUCAUCAACGACGUGGGCGUCAUCCAGCUCAUGCGCCCCGCCGGCCUCAGCACCUACAUCCAGACCGUCGCCCUGACGCCCAAGGGAGCCUCCUACCUCGGCAGGACCGGCACCGUGUCCGGGUACGGCCGCACGGAUGACGUGAACGCCUCCCCCGUGAGCCCCCGACUCAGGUUCACCAGCCUGCCGGUGGUGGACAACCAGGUGUGUGCCGACGCGUACGGCGACUCCCCGCUGCACCCGUCCGUCAUCUGCCUGCGCGCCGAGGGCAGCAGCUCCUGCAAGGGCGACAGCGGCGGCCCGUUCACCGUGGACGACAACGGCAAGACGAUCCUGGUGGGCGCCGUGAGCUUCGGCGCGACGGCGGGCUGCAGCCUGGGCAGGCCCGUGGGCUACACCAACCUCGCCAUCUUCAUCGACUGGAUCUCCGAGACCACGGGAAUCGACUUCAAAAAUCCUCAGUAGCAACGUGGCGCAGUGCUGCCAAAUGCUGCUCACUUUUUCUAGAAAACUAAUUUAAUAAUAAAUUUUGAGAAAGACUGGG